CAGAAAAUGGGUAAUAACUGAAGACGACCUCACAGCAGGGAAGUGAGAUCGGAUUGGCAAUGCAUCAGUGAGUGGCAUGAUUGAAGACAAGACAAAAAGCAGGCUACAGCAAAAGGUGUGAACUUCAUUUUUUCUCCUGAAACUAGGUUAAAGCUGAAGAGAUCAAGAUGAUUCCAAAUUACUCUACUGAAGAAACAGUUAAAAGAAUCCACGUCGACUGUCCCGUUUCAGGACGGCACAGUUACAUCUACGUUAUGGUUCCAACUGUUUACAGCAUCAUCUUUAUCAUAGGCAUUUUUGGGAACAGCCUGGUCGUUAUUGUCAUUUACUGCUACAUGAAAUUAAAAACAGUAGCCAGCAUCUUUCUUCUGAACCUGGCACUGGCUGAUUUGUGUUUUUUAAUAACUCUGCCUCUCUGGGCAGCCUACACGGCCAUGGAGUACCAGUGGCCUUUUGGCAACUGUCUGUGUAAGUUAGCAUCAGCCGGGAUAAGUUUCAACCUGUACGCCAGCGUGUUCCUCCUCACAUGCCUCAGCAUUGACCGGUACCUGGCCAUAGUACAUCCGGUGAAGUCCCGAAUUCGACGUACCAUGUUUGUUGCCAGGAUAACUUGCAUUGUCAUCUGGCUUCUCGCUGGUGUGGCCAGUUUGCCCGUUAUCAUUCACCGUAAUAUAUUCUUUGCUGAGAACUUGAACAUGACAGUGUGCGGCUUUCGGUAUGACAACAACAACACAACGCUCCGGGUCGGGUUGGGUUUAUCCAAAAAUCUGCUGGGCUUUUUAAUUCCUUUUCUGAUUAUAUUAACAAGCUACACCUUAAUUUGGAAGACCCUGAAGAAGGCAUAUCAAAUUCAAAAAAAUAAGACUAGAAAUGAUGAUAUUUUUAAGAUGAUUGUGGCAAUAGUAUUUUUCUUCUUCUUUUCCUGGAUUCCUCAUCAAGUGUUCACUUUUCUGGAUGUAUUAAUUCAAUUACAUGUAAUAACAGACUGCAAAAUCACUGAUAUUGUGGAUACGGCUAUGCCCUUCACCAUUUGCAUCGCUUACUUUAACAACUGUUUGAAUCCCUUUUUUUAUGUUUUUUUUGGAAAAAACUUUAAAAAAUACUUUCUUCAGCUAAUAAAAUACAUUCCACCAAAUGUCAGUGCACAUCCAAGCCUAACAACAAAAAUGAGCUCCCUCUCAUAUCGGCCAUCAGAAAAUAUACGCUUGCACACUAAAAAGACUGCUGGGUCUUUCGACGCCGAGUGAUGCGUUUUGCAAUACACUUUUUUUGAACAACCUUGUGAACGCAGCAGCAAGAAUGACAAAAUUCAUCUGCAGUCCUGAGCAUCACAGCUUACUGCUCAUUACAGAAACAUUAGAUCACCUCAGAGAAAUGAUACUGUAAAGAUUUAGCUGUGGCCUUUUAUUUUGCAUUGUCAGGAGGACUGCUUGGUUUUCAUUUUGUUUUUCUUUACUGAAAGCAACAUAAAUGAUGGACAGGCAUGUCAGAGUUUGUGUCAGCAUCCUGCCAUUUACUCAGAACUACAAAGGAAGGGUAGAGAAAACUCCUAAGUUCAGAGGUCUUUUUAAAGGAAAAGCUUGUAUAAAUUACAUGAAUUAUGAAGGACUUGUUUUGCACGUACAUGAGCUAGUCCAAAUUUUGUUCAAGGAGCUGGUAGAAAUACACUGCUUGUUUUGUUGGGGUUUUUUUAAUGACAUAAAUGUCAUAUCAUCAUAUUUAUAAUAUAUUUUCAAAUAUAUGCUAU
Molecule: messenger RNA, 1747 nt
Organism: Athene cunicularia (burrowing owl)
Lineage: Eukaryota; Metazoa; Chordata; Aves; Strigiformes; Strigidae
Gene: AGTR1
Product: angiotensin II receptor type 1
Exons: 2
Coding region: 168-1247 (359 amino acids)
Biological process (GO): immune response; regulation of vasoconstriction; G protein-coupled receptor signaling pathway
Cellular component (GO): membrane
Molecular function (GO): angiotensin type II receptor activity
Source: RefSeq, a predicted model, not a curated record